This is a messenger RNA of Aspergillus terreus NIH2624, 2142 nucleotides long. Its product is annotated as ATP-dependent DNA helicase 2 subunit KU80. NCBI's taxonomy places the organism in Eukaryota, Fungi, Ascomycota, Eurotiomycetes, Eurotiales, Aspergillaceae. Gene Ontology annotation, biological process: double-strand break repair via nonhomologous end joining; telomere maintenance; DNA recombination. Gene Ontology annotation, cellular component: Ku70:Ku80 complex; nucleus. The coding region runs from base 1 to 2142 and encodes 713 amino acids. Gene Ontology annotation, molecular function: damaged DNA binding; double-stranded DNA binding; telomeric repeat DNA binding. The transcript is spliced from 11 exons. The record is from RefSeq and is a predicted model, not a curated record.
AUGGCCGACAAGGAAGCAACGGUAUAUAUCGUCGACGUGGGAAGGUCGAUGGGGGUUCAGCGCAAUGGCCGUUCAGUCACAGAUCUGGAAUGGGCCAUGCAGUAUGUCUGGGACCGCAUUACGGUAACGGUCGCUACAGGACGGAAGACGGCCAUGCUGGGCGUUAUCGGACUUCGGACAGAUGGAACCUCCAACGAACUUGAAGAUGAUCCCCAUUUCUCGAAUAUUUCGGUUCUGUCGAAUAUCAAACAGUUUCUCAUGCCAGACAUCCGCAAGUUAGACGAUGAUCUCAAACCCAGCCAGACCGAUAAGGGAGAUGCCAUAUCCGCGAUUGUUUUGGCUAUUCAGAUGAUCAGCGUACACUGCAAGAAACUGAAGUACAAACGCAAGAUCGUCUUGGUCACCAACGGUCAAGGUCGUAUGAGCAAUGAGGGCACCGACGAGAUCACCAAGAAGAUCAAAGAGGAUAACAUCGAACUUGUCAUCUUGGGUGCCGAUUUCGAUGACCCUGAAUACGGUGUCAAGGAAGAAAACAAAGAUGCCCGCAAGGCAGAGAAUGAGGAGCUCCUCCGAAAUCUGGCCGAAAGCUGUGACGGGGCCUAUGGCACUCUCGAACAGGCAGUGUCAGAAUUAGACAUUCCCAGAGUCAAAGUCGUCAAGUCAAUGGCUAGUUUCAGGGGACACCUUCAACUAGGGAAUCCCGAGGUGUACGAAACUGCAGUCCGUAUCCCGGUUGAGAGAUACUACCGGACCUAUGUGGCAAAACCUCCCUCGGCGAGCUCAUACGUUCUGCGCUCGGAUCUUGCAGCUGGCGAAGAAACAGGCGGACAGCCCGAAUCUGCUGCCGCGCAAGAAAACGAACCCGGGGAUGGCAAUACCCUGACGUCGGUACGAAAUCUCAGAACAUACCAAGUCACAGACGAGAGUGCUCCUGGUGGGAAGAUCGAUGUGGAGCGUGAUGAUCUUGCAAAGGGCUACGAAUACGGCCGCACUGCAGUUCACAUCGACACGACUGAUGAGAACAUCACUACACUCGAAACAUUUGCGGGCCUAGAGCUGAUCGGGUUCAUUGCGAAUGACCAGCGUGCUAACGAUAAGGCAACCCUUGCCUUAUCAUCUUUCAUCCAUGCCCUAUUCGAACUGGAAUGCUACGCGGUAGCUCGGCUGGUGACGAAAGAAAACAAGCCGCCGAUAGUUGUCUUGCUUGCGCCGUCUAUAGAGCCAGAUUAUGAAUGUCUUCUCGAAGUUCAGCUUCCUUUCGCCGAGGACGUACGGACGUAUCGCUUCCCUCCACUUGAUAAGGUCAUUACUGUCUCUGGAAAGGUUGUGACCCAACACCGGAACCUUCCGAGUGACGACCUGCUCGAUGCGAUGAGUAAAUACGUGAACAGCAUGGAACUUGUCAACACAGAUGAGGACGGGAGUCCCGGAGUUGACGAAAACAGUGACCCAAUAGAAGGCCUGCCGAUUGAGGAUUCCUUCUCUCCAGUGUUGCACCGAAUUAAUGCAGCCAUCCGGUCCAGAGCCAUACACCCGAACGAGCCUAUCCCGCCUCCUUCAGAAAGACUGACAAAGUUCUCGCACCCACCGGACGAACUGGUGGAGAAAUCCAAAAAAUACCUAGAAAAGCUCAUGGAAGUUGCCGAAGUCAAGAAAGUGCCGCCCAAAACCAAAGGGAGAAAGCGCACCCGUGAAGCCGAAAAGCCUCUGUCCGGCCUCGAUGUGGAUGCCCUACUUCAUCAAGAGAAGCGGACGAAGAUCACCCCCAACAAUGCCAUUCCCGAGUUCAAGCAGGCCGUGUCUCAGGCCGAAAACAUUGAUGCAAUCAAGAAUGCUGUGACGCAGAUGACCACGAUUAUUGAGGACCAGAUCAAAAACAGUCUAGGCGAUGCCAACUAUGACAGAGUCAUUGAAGGGCUGGGGGUAACGAGAGACGAGUUGAUAUCUUUCGAAGAGCCAGGUAUCUACAACGACUUCCUGAAACAGCUGAAGGACAAGAUCCUCAAAGAGGAACUCGGCGGUGAUCGACGAGAGCUGUGGUGGCUUGUACGAAAGAGCAAACUGGGCUUGAUCAACCAGCGCGAGUCGGAUCAGUCACGAGUGACAGAAAAGGAGGCCAAUGAGUUCUUGUCGGCAAAGUAG